Messenger RNA from Fusarium subglutinans, 1050 nucleotides. Its product is annotated as cytochrome P450 monooxygenase oxidoreductase. Gene Ontology annotation, molecular function: monooxygenase activity; heme binding; oxidoreductase activity, acting on paired donors, with incorporation or reduction of molecular oxygen. The coding region runs from base 1 to 1050 and encodes 349 amino acids. The transcript has a single exon. The record is from RefSeq and is a predicted model, not a curated record. Lineage: Eukaryota; Fungi; Ascomycota; Sordariomycetes; Hypocreales; Nectriaceae.
AUGGUAUUUGGCUGGCGCUCGCCUAUCUACCGAGACCCUAAGCUCAUGCAGUUCUUUGACGGCUUUGCUGAGUUUGCCGAGAUCAAUCAGACAGGCAUCGCCGCCCUCCUUGACUCCUUCCCCGUACUCAGGAAGCUGCCCGAUUUUCUCUUGCCUGUGCAGAAGAAAGCGAAGGAGCUUCAUAAGAAGGAAAAGGAUCUUUACCUAAGUCAUUGGCUCAAGGCAAAACAGGACAUCGCUAAUGGCUCUAUCAAGCAAUGCUUCUGUGUUGGAUUGGCCGAAGCGCAGGAGAAGGGUAAUUUCGAUGAUGCGCAAGAUGCUUACAUCUCUGGAACUCUGCUCGAAGCUGGAUCAGACACGACGUCCAGCACCCUGUACGCCUUUGUACAGGCAAUGCUCCUCUAUCCUGACAUCCAACGGAAAGCUCAAGAUGAAAUCGAUAAGGUAGUUGGUAAGCGCAUGCCAUCUAUGGAUGACGAGCAUAGCCUUCAGUAUGUUCGUGCGUGCAUGAAAGAGACACUGCGCUGGAUGCCGACAACUAUCCUCGGUGCUGUUCCUCAUGCCGUCACGCAAGACGAUACCUACAACGGAUAUCUCAUCCCCAAGGGGGCAGGCGUUCUCAAUAAUGUCUGGGGCAUUCAUAUGGAUCCUGAGCGUCAUCCCAGCCCUCGCCAGUUCAACCCUGACAGGUACCAGGAUGACUUCCAAAGCCUGGCAGACGCCGCAGCCAACCCAGACGCUUCAAAACGAGACCAGUUCACCUUUGGUGCAGGCCGUCGUAUUUGCCCUGGAAUCCAUGUUGCUGAGAGAAGCUUAUUCCUGGGCAUUUCACGUAUCCUAUGGGCGUUCAACAUCAGACCUACCGUCGAUAAGAACGGGAAGCCAGUUUUGCCAGAUCCAGAUAAACUGACUCAAGGCUUCGUAUGCACGCCUGAGGAGUUUCCUGCUAGAAUUAUUCCAAGGUCUGAGGAAAAGAAGGCACAGGUUAUCGAGAGUUGGAAGAAGGCUGAAACAGAUGUCCUUGAUCCUGAGACAAAGCAGUGGCGUUAG